Molecule: messenger RNA, 5215 nt
Organism: Artibeus jamaicensis (Jamaican fruit-eating bat)
Lineage: Eukaryota; Metazoa; Chordata; Mammalia; Chiroptera; Phyllostomidae
Gene: RNF44
Product: ring finger protein 44
Exons: 11
Coding region: 1692-2987 (431 amino acids)
Source: RefSeq, a predicted model, not a curated record
GCAGGGGGUUGCCUUGACAUGUAGGCAUCUUGGAAUAUGGAGAGAACUUUCUAAUUGUGUUUGAAUGGUGGGUUGCAGGGUUAUAGGAGAAGAGAGUUGAUAAGGUGACUAGAAAAAGCCAUCUAUCCCCCUGUAUUAUCCCCAUCUAUUCUUAUACACACAUAAUGUUAACUGUGGUGGAGAGAGUGAGCCCAGCUUCCCAGGUACCGUCUGUAAUGACGCAUCAAGAGCUCGGUCUGUGCCUAGAGCUCAGUCUUGUGUUGCUGGCUGCGCGUACACGGUGCUACACAAGAUUUCAGUAAGCGUGUCUGUUCCCCAAACUUACAGGUUUUUCUAUUGGAUACCUUUCCAGAAGGGGAAGUUAUGACCAAAGGAUCAGAAGUUUUUAUGGCUUAAAACUAAAAACAUACUCUUUGACAGGAAUUUUCUUUAGACUUUUCAGUAGAUUAUAUACUGUACAGGGUUGUUGUUGUUUUUUAAGAGCAAAUGUACAAAAGCAUGUACAAUAAAAAGUCUACCCUCCUGACCCAGGAGUCUCUUACAGUUCUCCCUGAGGACAAUUGUCAGUUUCUUCUAUAUUCUUCCACAAAUAUUCUGCAGAUAUUUUUGUAUGUAUCUAUUUUUUAAAAAAUAGAUACAUACUGUUAUAUUCUGUUGAGCAUCUUGCUUUCAAUAUUUUUAAAAUUUAUCUUUAGAGAGGGAGAGAAGCACUGAUGUGUGAAAGAUACAGCGAUAGGUUGCACCUCUUGCACACCCCUAAGUGGGAACAGGCAUGUGCCCAGCCUGGGAAUCUAAGUGGCAGUCCUUUGGUUCACAGGCCACUCAGUCCACUGAGCCACACCAGCCAAGCAGAGCUCAUACACCAUUCUUGAUGGGGGCGGUUCCCAGCUCUUGGAUAUUUCGGGUACUACUGAUCUUUUUGCUUAAAUAAUCAAUAUGGUGUUAAUUUUCCACUUUGUAUAUCUGCCCAGGGAGGGCAUCGCGUCAAAGGGGGAACUUCAGCUUUAGCUUAGGUUCAAACACAUGGUCAGCCACACUUCCGUGGCUUGUGACCUGGGGGCAGUGAUACUUCUCUUGAUCCUCUUUACCCGUCUGUAAAAUGGGCAGGUUGUACUAAUCCUUCUGUCACAUAGGUGCUGGGAGUAUAGUAGAAAACUAAAAACUUGGCUGGCUUACUUCCCCAAUCCCCCUUAGUCAAGAAGCAACUGAAGUGCCCGACGCCUACUUCUCUAGCUUCAAAUGGUUACCCGCCCCUUCUCCUGGCCAUGUUGGGGGCGGGGCAUGUAAAAUGUCUCUGUGACGUCAGUAUGUGCAGGGCCAAUCCCCCUGCCGGUUAGGCAUUAGCUUAUUUACAUAGAUAGCCCACUAUUGGUUCGCUAGGCAGUGAGGGCCGUCCCAGCUUUUUAAAGCUGCCGCGCAGUAUAAACUAGUAGAUGUGGAGCAGCCAGACCCUGAUGUCAUCGAGCGCAGUACCUUUUGGGGUUGACGUCAUUUCUGGGGAGCUUGCCGGUACAGAGCUGUUAGAGCUUUCCUAACCACUCGGGCUGGCCUAAGACGACCCCCCCCCAAAUCCUAAGUGAAGAUUGGCCCCACUGCAGUUCAGUGUCUCAGGUGGCGCCCUGCCUCCAGAAGGGAACCAUGAUACAGGUCGUGAGCCCCGGCCCAGCCCCUCCACUUCUCUGCCACCCCUGAUGCGACCAUGGGCUCUGGCAGUGACUAGGUGGCCCCCCUCCACACCUGUGGGUCAGCGGCGAUUGUCUGCGGGACCUGGCAGCACCCCGGCCUGGCUCUGGGGAAGCCCUGGCCGUGAGGGCCGCCUGCCUGCCCAGGAUGAGCGCUCACCCUCCCAGCAGCCGCCGCCCCGACCGCCACUCUUCCCCGUAGAAGAGCACCGAGCCUCGGCUCCUGCCGGCGGGAGCCCCCGAAUGCUGCACCCAGCCUCCCAACAGAGCCCCCCGUUCAUGGUCGACAUCCACGAGCAGGUGCACCAGGGAGCCGUCCCCCUGUCCUACACAGUCACCACAGUGACGACCCAAGGCUUCCCCUUGCCUUCAGGCCAGCACAUCCCUGGCUGCAGUGCCCAACAGCUCCCAGCAUGCUCCGUGAUGUUCAGUGGGCAGCACUACCCGCUCUGCUGCCUCCCACCCCCGCUGAUCCAGGCGUGCACCAUGCAGCAGCUGCCUGUGCCCUAUCAGGCCUACCCCCACCUCAUCUCCAGUGACCACUACAUCCUGCACCCCCCACCGCCAGCCCCACACCCCCAGCCCACCCACAUGGCGCCUCUGGGGCAGUUCAUAUCGCUGCAGACCCAGCACCCGCGGAUGCCCUUGCAGCGGCUGGACAGUGAUGUGGACCUGCGGGGGGAUCAGUACCCCCUGGGGAGCUUCGCCUACUCCACCUCUGCCCCGGGCCCAGCCCUUUCCCCGUCUGUGCCCCUGCACUACCUGCCCCACGACCCGCUGCACCAAGAGCUGUCCUUUGGAGUGCCCUAUUCCCACAUGGUGCCACGGAGACUGAGCACCCAGAGGUACCGCCUGCAACAGCCGCUACCGCCGCCGCCGCCCCCGCCACCACCCCCACCGCCGUAUUACCCCAGCUUCCUGCCCUACUUCCUCUCGAUGCUGCCAAUGUCACCAACAGCAGUGGGACCCACCAUCAGCCUGGAUCUUGACGUGGACGAUGUGGAGAUGGAGAACUAUGAGGCCCUCCUGAGCCUGGCAGAGCGGCUGGGGGACGCCAAGCCCCGAGGACUCGCCAAAGCGGACAUAGAGCAGCUCCCGGCCUACCGCUUUAACCCGGACAGCCGGCAGUCUGAGCAGACGCUGUGUGUGGUCUGCUUCAGUGACUUUGAGGCACGGCAGCUGCUCCGAGUCCUCCCCUGCAACCACGAGUUCCACACCAAGUGUGUCGACAAGUGGCUGAAGGCCAACCGGACGUGUCCCAUCUGCCGGGCCGACGCCUCUGAAGUGCCCAGGGAGGCCGAGUGAGGCCCACAGCUGCCCGUGAGAGCCCUGCCUGAAGCUCUGGAAACUCGGGAAACCCAGGGAGGGUGGGGCAGGAGUGGCCCGGGCCUGUCUGGUUGUUUUGACUGUAUCUCCAGAGCUGGUGCCGGGGUCAGCUCUGCAAUAAGCCCCUGCGUUUGCCAAGCUCCAAAGACCCCAUCCCCAGUCUGCCUGCCGGUCUGCCCGCCACGGAGCCGCCUGAGGGUCCCUAACUCAGUCUCCCUCCCAUUUGCCCUCCGGUCCAGCUCCUCCUCCUGACAGCUCGGGGAGCCAGGGGUCUGUUCCCCCAGCCCAGUUGGUGAAAACCCUUGGCCCUAGGAUGGGCAGAGGCACCAUCCUGGGUUACACAGUCUCGCACUGAAACAGUGUGCCCUCUUCCCAGGUGGCACUGACAGGCAAAGACAGUGGCAUGAGGCUGUUCCCGACCCGCAGGCCUUGGUCCUCCAGCCUUGAUCCAGUCGGACAGCCCUACCCAGCCUGCUGGGAGAGGCGGGCCGGGCUCCCUAGAGGCCCCUUGCCCCAGGCACAACAUUCCAGCCCCACCCCCAGGCUGGAGGGCCCUGAGCAUGGGCCACAGGUAUCCUGAGGGGCCUGGGCCAGACCAGGGAGAGUGACCGGUGUCCUGGUGGCCACUCCUCCCUGGCAGUGACAGGGGCCAGACCCUAUGUCCAGUGUCCCCUUUCUGUCAUUUUGCAUGAACGUGAGGAGUAGCAGCUUUCCUGUAUUCAUUUGGCCCAGAAUCACGUGUAGGAUUUGGGAGUGUGGGUUUUUAAACAAUGUUUCCUCUGUUAAAUGGGCGGCUUAGGGACCACCCAGGACUGAGUGCCCAGGGGGCAAGGAAUGGCCCGCUGGUGCUGCCCAGUCCACACACUCAUGCGCAGCCGGGGCCCGGCCUGCGGCUGGCGGUCACAGGCAGAGUCGGGGGGGGGGGGGGGUCUGUGCUCAGCUGAUAACUGCCAUGCACUGUACUGCGCACGUCUGUCCCCCGAGCCCACCGGGACCGUGUGCUUUUCAGGGCAUUUCUCCCUCCAGCCAGGGCCCGUCCCCGCCUGGGCGCAUCUCCAGGGAAGUCCCAGGGGGACAGGGCCCCCUCCCAGCCUGAGCCCUGCCACCCCCCCAGGUCUGGAGUAGGCCCCAGCAGGGUCUGGCUGAGCUCCCUUCCCUCGCCCCCCCUGGUCUCUCCUGCCCUACUCCCCGCUGGGGUUGCUGCCCCGAACGAACUGCGUGUGGGGCCGGCACAUCCUAGCAGGCAGCCCCUGGCGCCUGCUGCCUCAGGGAUGCUCCAACCACCCUCGUUCCCCUGCAGCGGCCCCUGCUCCUGCCUCCCCCCCCCGCCUGCCACGGGGCCUCGUCAGCCUGGCCCCACCCCCGUGGAGAACCCAAAGUCUUACUGUAUAUAACUCCAGGUGAUGUUUCUAUAUUUAUAGCAGUGUCGAAACCCCGUGUGUUUUACACAGAACCACCCUCUCCGACCCACCCUUCCUCACCCUGACAAAAGGUUUCAAGACCCUCCAGUCCUGGGGGUGGGCCGGGCAGGCUCUCGGAUUGUGCUGGCUGCCGCAGGGUCCCACAAGCAACUGUGGUGGGGCGGGGGCAGGGGGGGCACAACAUUUUAAAAAAUCAUUUAAAAAAAGAUUUAUAAAACAAUUAUUUAGGAUGUUUGUGAUUUGCCGACCUUGCUAUAGAUGCCAUGUUACCAAUGAUUUCCUAUGGUGGGGGCUUGCUGAUGUUUACUCACUUCCCAGCUUCUGGCCUGGGCACGGCCGUGGGCAGCAUCCCCAGCCUGGCUGGGCCUGGCACCUGUGUUCUGUGUUAGAGGGGCGUUUUAUAUAUAUGUAACUGCAUAUAUAGAGAGAAAUAUAUGUACUUUGGGGGCCCUGUUCCUUGCACAUUUUACAGUUACCUCAUUCUUCCCAUGUAUGUAUUUGAGAAAAAAUGCUAAUAUAUAGAGAAAAAAUUGUUCUUAAAGCUUAAAUGUGUGGUUUUUUUCCAUUCCAUUGGAUUCACAUUGGUUUGUAGCAUUUAACAUGACUAGUAUGUUGUAUUAUAUAUAUAUGUGUAUACUGAUUGAAAUUUUUAACAGAUUUGUACUUUUUUUAAAAUGAAAGUUGCUAGUUCUGCUUGACCAAGUAGUGCAAUCAUUAUUUUUUUUAAUAUUGUUGCUGAUUUCAGAGGGAUAUUCACUAAUAAAUGUAUGAUGUAUAUCGCGUAUU